AUGGAAGGCUUGGGCCGCUUCUCCCCGCGCUCGGUGCUGGACCCGGGCGGGAAGCGUGCGUCCGCGGCGCGGCUGCGUGGUCCCGGGGCCAGGACGGAGCCGUGCCUGGGCUCGGGGGCCGCGACCCCAGGCGAGGGGAACGAGACCGUGGCGCUCUGGCCCUACCCGCGCCGCGCGCCCACCGCGCGGCCUUGCCGGCGCAGGUGUUCCGACUCGCCAAGGGAAAGCCGAAGCCUGACCGACGUGGCCGCGAGGCCCCCGGACGGCGCCAGGAGGCCGCGGCCCCGCGGCCGACACCUGGAGGACGCCUGGGGCGAGCCCGGGCCCAAGCCUCAGCCCGGAAGCGGCGCGCACAGCCCCGCCUGGCCGCGGCAGCCCCACCUACACCCCCAAGGGCCUCAGCCCUGCCCUUCCGCCCAGGGAGACUCGCCCCCGCUUUACCCCGAGGGAGCGUACACCCCCCUGAGCGGGACCUUCGGGGUGGAGAGGGCGCAGAGCGGAGACCAGUGGGCGGUGCCGCUGUGCAGGGGUCCAGGUCACUGGUCCCAGUCCUCCGCUGUCUCGGAGAAGUCUUCCGUGCGGUCUCAAGAGUUCAGGGCGCAGUCGGCGUGCGUGUGCGCCCACAAGAGGGACGGCAGUGAUCUGCUGGAGUCGUUAGCCAGCCCGCCCUCCCAGCCCUCAGUCUCCAGCAGAGACAUUCAGAGCCCGCACACCCAGAUCCUCAAAUGCAAGCUGGAGGAGGCGGUCAUGUCCUCCAGGGACCAGAAGAUCGUGGCCCUAGUGCUGACCAGGCUCAAGAAGGCCCAGAGGAUGCGGGAGCUCCAGCAGCAGGCGGCCGUGGCCUGGGAGGAGCUGAAGCGCUCGGACCAGAAGGUGCAGAUGACCCUGGAGAGGGAGCGCAAGCUGCUUCUGCAGGAGAGCCAGGAACAGUGGCGGCAGAAGGAACAGCGCGUGCGGCGGCGGGACGGCCUAGCCAGGAGCGCUCCCCGGUCGGAUCGCGCGCGCAGGGCGCUGCUGGAGAACCCGGAGGGAGCCCGGGCCGUGGCCGAGCCGGCGCCCGCGCCCCGGAGGCAGAGCCGCGAGCUGCUCCUGCAGGAGCCCGAGAGGAUGGUGCAGGGCCUGCGGGGGCAGGACAGCCUGCAGCUGCCGGAGGCCUCUCAGCGGAAGAGCCUAAACGCCAUGGAGCCCCAGGAAAAGGCCCAGGAGGCCAACCUCAGCUCCCUCGUCAACUACCAGGCCCGGAAGGUCCUGCUGGACUGCCAGGCCAAGGCUGAGGAGCUCCUGAGGAAGCUGUCCCUGGAGCAGAGCUCCCAGCGGCCCCACGAGGCCGCACGGGGCCUGAUGAAGGAGCGCCCGCGAGAGCUGAGGGACAGGGCGCAGAAGCAGGGGGAGCAGGGGCCGCACGUGCGGCGGCGCGCGGAGGCCGCCGAGGAGCAGGCACGCGCGCACAGGCGGCUGCUGGCCCAGCUGGCCGAGCCGAGGGAGCAGCAGGCCCGGAGCAGCGUCCAGAGGAACGUCAGGGACAAGGUGCCGCACAUCCACGAGCUCAGCGUCCUGCGGGAGCAGAACCAUCACAUCCUGAAGCUGAAAGCCGAGAAGGAGGAGAAGUGCCACAUCAAGGGCAUCAAGGAGGCCAUCAGGAAGAAGGAGCAGAGGAUGGAGCAGAUCUCCCGGGAGAAAGACGCCACAUUCGAGGAGUUCCAGAAGAUCUCCAGGGCGUCCAGGAGAGAGCACGCCCGCGCGCUGGCCGGCAGCUUCCUGGACUGGAGUGUGCGCGAGGCUCCGGGCGGGCCGGGGCCGCAGGGCUGCUGA
Neomonachus schauinslandi (Hawaiian monk seal) is the source of this 1812-nucleotide messenger RNA. It is a transcript of the gene CCDC185, whose product is annotated as coiled-coil domain containing 185. The coding region runs from base 1 to 1812 and encodes 603 amino acids. The transcript has a single exon. The record is from RefSeq and is a predicted model, not a curated record. Lineage: Eukaryota; Metazoa; Chordata; Mammalia; Carnivora; Phocidae.